UUUCUAUUGAACAUUCGCAUUGGAAUCGGAAAAACUCUAAUUUCUCUUGUUUGUUUAAUAAACAAAUGUGGAAAAGUUAGAAAAGUAAAUAUGGAUAAAUCAACUCUAUGCCGAUUAUGUGUGGAAAUUUGCGCCGAUUGCAAAAACCUUUACGACGAGGAUGGCAGCAGUACACAAGUGUACGAAACAACUGUAAAAUAUUUCGAUCCCAUGUUAUUAAGUUUGGAAUUGGACAAAUCUCUCACAGUGAUUUGUUUGCCAUGUUGGAGGCAUAUCAGCGAUUUUCAUGAAUUUCAGCAGACCGUGUACAAUGCCCAAACGAAGUUGGCAUUUGAUAUGAAGCAAGCCGACAUCAAGACUGAAGACGAUUCGCUUAACGAACACAUUCCGCUGGACAUUGUUAAGGAGGAUCCGGUGGAAAGUAUGCUGAUCGAUCAAUCACUCAACGUUACCACAGAAGAUGAUAAAUAUGAGAUAUCUCUGCCCGAAGAAUUUUAUGACGAACCUCAUAAUUCCGUUGAAUUUACUUCAGACGACGAAAGACCAUUGCUAGAAUGUCUAAAGAAAACCAGAAAGAAACGUACCAAAACAAAAAGUCCGAAUAAAAAGGAAGACAAUGGCAAAACUCCUAAGAAACGUGGAAGGAAGCCGAAAUGUGCUGAUGUCAACAAGUCCAGUGAAAUUGAUGUAAACAGUUCCAAGAAUCAAUGUGAUUCUUUUCCGUAUGGAGACAAUUCUCAAGAUGGGCAUUUAUCAUCAUCAAUUGGUGGCGACACCGAUGACAAUUCUGUCGGAAAACCACCAGCGAAAAACGUUGGUAGACAACGUAGAACCCAGGAAAUAGAUGAAUUUAUAGCUCAAUGGAAACAAGAUUUGGAAUGUGUCGUUUGUGGUCAACUUUAUCCGAAUCUUACGUCGCUGCGGAAACAUUUUCGAGAAUUCCAUCCCAAACAGAAAUGCUAUAUUACCUGCUGCCAACGCAAACUACGUCAUCGUUUUCAUAUCGAAGAGCAUAUUCGCAUUCAUUUAAAUCCCGAUGCCUUCAAGUGUGAUGUUUGCGGCAAAUGCUGUACAACGAGCCGGAGUCUAAAUAGUCACAAGCUUGAAAAACAUACCGCUGAAGGCCAAGAACGAACAUUCGAAUGUCCUAUAUGUCAGAAACGAUUUGCCAAGAAAACUGUCUUAAAAUGUCACAUUGAAACGCACAAAACUGGAACGGAUUAUGUGUGCAGUGAGUGUGGCAAAGGAUUUGCAACGGAACAGCGCCGCAAGGUUCAUGAACGAACCGUACAUAAUGUUGAUCGAGUUUGUGAUCAAUGUGGCAAGACCAUCCACGGUAUAUAUGCCCUGAAACAACAUCUACUAGAACAUCAGGGCAUUAAGAAGCCAAAAUGGCCCUGUGAUAUAUGUAAUGCCCAAUUGUAUUCACAUUCCAGUCUUAAGCGUCACAAACAAGUGGCGCACAAUGACGGCAGCACAGUAUACGUCUGUGGUGAAUGCGGAAAAAUUGCUGCAACCGAAACAGCACUGCGCAGCCACAAGAAGUAUGUCCAUCAAGCUGAACGCAAACACAAAUGUACAAUAUGCGAUAAAGCCUUUAAAGUGGCUGUUGUUUUGCGCGAACAUAUGGCUACGCAUACCGGCGAAGAUCUGUAUACAUGUCCGCACUGUCCCAAGACGUUUAAAGUCAGUUCCAACAUGCAUCAUCAUCGGAAAAAGGCACAUCCCAAAGAGUGGGCGGAAGGCAGAUUGAAUCGGCCCACAAUAGCAAAGGUUGAUAUCAAUCAAGUAUCAAACGAAGUGGUAUUGUAAAUAGAGUUAAUAAAUAUCAAAAUAUUUGCUAAG
Musca domestica (house fly) is the source of this 1845-nucleotide messenger RNA. RefSeq names its product transcription factor grauzone. Gene Ontology annotation, biological process: regulation of transcription by RNA polymerase II. Gene Ontology annotation, cellular component: nucleus. The coding region runs from base 91 to 1812 and encodes 573 amino acids. The record is from RefSeq and is a predicted model, not a curated record. The transcript is spliced from 2 exons. Gene Ontology annotation, molecular function: zinc ion binding; DNA-binding transcription factor activity; RNA polymerase II cis-regulatory region sequence-specific DNA binding. NCBI's taxonomy places the organism in Eukaryota, Metazoa, Arthropoda, Insecta, Diptera, Muscidae.